Messenger RNA from Emiliania huxleyi CCMP1516, 537 nucleotides. RefSeq lists its product as hypothetical. Lineage: Eukaryota; Haptophyta; Isochrysidales; Noelaerhabdaceae. The coding region runs from base 1 to 537 and encodes 178 amino acids. The transcript has a single exon. The record is from RefSeq and is a predicted model, not a curated record.
AUGCCAUCCGAUGGCCAGCCUCGCGCCUUCGUGCUCGCGGAGCACCCUCAGCACGGAUUGCUUCUGCUACGCUCGCCUGGCAAGCCCAAAAAGGGAAAGCCGGCGCACUACCAGCUGCCCGGCGGCCGCGUCGAUGUGACGGAUGCCUCGCCUGCUGCCGCAGCGGCGAGGGAGCUGCUCGAGGAGACCGGGCUUCGGGUCUUGCCGGCGCGGCUCGUGCGGAUACGGGUGGAUGGAGUCGGCCAACGCAGCUACUUCCACCUCCAGCUCGCCGACGCCGAUGCGGCGUCGGUGCUGGGAGGAGACACCGCCCCGCUGUCCGGCGAGGAGUGGCGUCUUGCACUUUCGCACGAGCACGACGCCUACUACUUUGAGCCGCACCUCGACGAGGCGGCCAACGCGGUCGCGCUCCACAGCGGCGGCAAGAACAGCCUCGCCGUCCAAGUGCUCUGGCAGAGCCGGGGACGGCCGGGAGGGGCCGUGAAGACACCGCCGUUCCCAGACCUGAUCAAGAAGUUUUGCUGCCUUCCUGAGUGA